Molecule: messenger RNA, 1638 nt
Organism: Helobdella robusta
Lineage: Eukaryota; Metazoa; Annelida; Clitellata; Rhynchobdellida; Glossiphoniidae
Exons: 10
Coding region: 1-1638 (545 amino acids)
Biological process (GO): transmembrane transport; choline transport; acetylcholine biosynthetic process
Cellular component (GO): plasma membrane
Molecular function (GO): choline:sodium symporter activity
Source: RefSeq, a predicted model, not a curated record
AUGACGUGGAAUGUGCAUUACAUGGGCAUCCUGGCCAUCAUCGUAUUCUACUUGCUCAUCCUGCUCGUCGGAAUUUGGGCGGCCAGAAAAUCUAAAGGUGAUGAUGAUGAUGACGACGAGGAUGAUGAUGUUUGUAUGUAUGUGUGUAUGUACGUGUGUGUGUGUGUAUGUAUGUCAACGUGGGUAGGAGGAGCUUACAUCAAUGGAACGGCUGAAGCCAUAUUUGCCAGUGACCUUGGAUUAGCCUGGUGUCAGGCCCCAUUUGGAUACGCCCUAAGUUUGGUCCUUGGUGGGUUGUUUUUCGCGAAUAAAAUGCGAACAGAGGGCUACGUGACUAUGCUGGACCCCUUCCAACAGAAAUACGGCGAACGAAUGGGUGGGUUGUUGUACCUGCCGGCCCUCAUGGGAGAAGUCUUUUGGUCCGCGGCCAUAUUAGCCGCCCUAGGUUCAACGCUAGCGGUUAUUAUAGACAUGGAUAACAACACAGCCAUCAUAUUAUCGGCAUGUAUUGCUGUUGCGUAUACCUUGUUCGGUGGUCUAUACUCUGUUGCGUAUACGGAUGUUGCGCAGCUGUUUUGCAUCUUUUUAGGACUGUGGCUAGCUGUACCAUUUGCACUAACUCACAAAGCCAUGGAGGGCAGAAGUAUUGUUAGUAAGCCGAUCACCUGGUUGGGCACCAUUGAAAAAAAAGCCGUCGGAUCUUGGUUCGAUUCAGCUCUUUUGCUUGUUUUUGGCGGCAUUCCUUGGCAGGUAUAUUUUCAGAGGGUUCUAUCGGCCCGUUCUCCAGGAAGGGCCCAAGCGAUGUCGUACGCGGCGGCCCUAGGCUGUCUUAUCCUAGCUCUACCACCAGUUCUCAUUGGAGCCAUAGCUAAAACAGCUAAUUGGAACGAAACAGACCUGAUGUACGUGAAGAACAUAACAAUUAGCGAAUCGGAGCAUAGAAAACUAAUUCUCCCAAUGGUUCUGCAAUAUCUUUGCCCAUCCUGGGUGACCUUUAUAGGGCUUGGAGCGGUUUCGGCUGCUGUCAUGUCGUCCGCUGAUUCUUCGGUCCUCUCUGCCAGCUCCAUGUUUGCUAGAAAUAUCUACAAGUCAAUUUUUAGACAAAAGGCUUCAGAAAUCGAAAUAAUCUGGGUUAUGCGAGUCGGUAUAUUCGGUGUCGGUAUAAUGGCAAUGGUGAUGGGCAUCCUCAUCAAAUCGAUUUACGAGUUAUGGUACCUCUGCGGCGACCUGGUCUACGUCAUUCUCUUUCCACAACUCGUGUCGGUAAUUUACCUGAAAGGGUCCAACACUUACGGCUCUCUGGCUGGUUUCGUGGUAGGUGUGACUAUGCGGCUGCUAGGCGGUGAGAAUGCCUUUCGUCUGAAGGCGAUAAUCCACUACCCCGAUUACGACGAAGAGAAUAACGUGCAGUAUUUUCCGUUUAAGACUCUGACGAUGCUAAUUAGCUUCGGCCUGAUCGUCAUCAUAUCCUACCCGUUGAAGAUCCUGUUCGAAAGGCGGAUUCUUCCCAAAAGCUGGGACGUUUUCCAGUGCAUCGUGAACAUUCCGGACGAGAUGAUUGUGCUGAAGGAAUCGGAGGGUGUGAAUGGAGAGGUAGUGGUAGGGAACAUUUAUUUUUUUAUUUUUAAAAAUUGUUGA